Molecule: messenger RNA, 1481 nt
Organism: Carya illinoinensis
Lineage: Eukaryota; Viridiplantae; Streptophyta; Magnoliopsida; Fagales; Juglandaceae
Product: auxin-induced protein 15A-like
Exons: 1
Coding region: 904-1203 (99 amino acids)
Biological process (GO): response to auxin
Source: RefSeq, a predicted model, not a curated record
GCUGAAGGAUCCUUCGUUAGUGGAAGUCCAGUGCUGUGCGCCAAGCUGAAGUACCAUCCAAUUAAGUCAAUAAUCACAUCGUCGGCCUAUCCGCACAUAACUUGGGGGCCGGGGCAGCCGCGCGGUUCUUACAAUGAGUAGCGAUAAAACUUAUCUUCUGCGCAACAUCGACCAGUUAAUGAUAUCCCCCCCCCCCCCCCCCCCCCCCCAACCAAAAACCCCAAAAAAAGUCAUACGGACGCAUGCAAGCUGGACUAGGAGGUUUGCAGCAUUUUUCUUGAUUCUGCAUCAGAUCAUGACCCUUGAUUGGCCUUUGGUGCAUUUACUAAUCCGUUUGUCUUCGGUUGGCCUGCGUAUUGGGUCCAUCGCUCCUAUCGUCUUCUUUCCUCUAGGCAUGCCUUGCAAAGCUUUUCUUGUUUCACAUUAAAGUAAUCACAUGGGUGUGUUUCUCUUUUUUUUUUCAGCGUACGGCCACUUGUUUUGAAGCAUAUAUCAAAGCUGGGGGCCGGAAAAAGUACUGAACCAGUCUGGAUUUUUUAUUGGCCCAUGAAUUUUAACGUGCAUGUGGGUUUGCUGCACCUUGAUUGGUGAGUAGAUAUAUAUGACGAGGGAGAGAGAGAGUUGGAGGUAACUGAGCAAAGCCAUGUGAGCGUCUUUGAUAAGGCAGGCUCUGAUCAGCAUACCCCAGUAGCCACUCUCCUGACAUCACCCCCAGUUGAUCCUGCAGAAAUUUAAAAUAUUCCGUUUUUAACUUCUAUAAAUACCAAAACCAGAGAAACCUUCAGACCAUAAAGCCUUCAGCACUCUGAAACUUAAAACUGCAACAACUUCCAAUACCAGUUCCCUUAUCGCUCAAAUCCCAUCUCGACCCGCUCACAACUUUCCAUACCAAUUGUAUUAGUCAUGGGUAUGCGUCUGCAAUCCGUGCUUCUCAAUGCCAAGCAACUUCUCAAACUGCACUCCAUGCAGACCAGAGGAAGAAAUCAGCCGGACGUUCCCAAAGGCCAUAUUGCAGUCUAUGUGGGAGAGAUCCAAACAAAGAGGUUUGUGAUUCCCAUAUCAUACUUGAACCAUCCUUCGUUCCAAGAUCUGCUUAAGCAAGCUGAGAAAGAGUUCGGAUUCAAUCAUCCAAUGGGUGGCCUAACUUUUCCAUGCAAAGAAGACGCCUUCAUUGAUCUCACUUCUCAAUUGCAUGCCUCAUGAAAGAUCAUGAAGAACGAUAAGCUGUCCUCUACAAUUUUGACAUCUUUUUUCUCCAAUAGACUUCAGAAUAGUACUUUAUAAGUAACGACUUAAUUAGUGGACAUGAGAGCAAGAGUCAAUUGCUCUCCCAUAAAAAUAUGUACACGAUCAUCCUCGUGUAAUGAAGUUAAUUAUAUAUAUCAUGUGUAUAUAUAUAUAUAUAUUAUAUAUUGGAUAUCAAGUUAUCAACUCUUCUGUAACUCCUAAUUAAUUACCAUCUGUUUCUCUAGCUUUUUUGA